Molecule: messenger RNA, 1115 nt
Organism: Anoplophora glabripennis (Asian longhorned beetle)
Lineage: Eukaryota; Metazoa; Arthropoda; Insecta; Coleoptera; Cerambycidae
Exons: 1
Coding region: 273-1115 (280 amino acids)
Source: RefSeq, a predicted model, not a curated record
UGCCUUUAGCUACUGACUUAAAAUUGCUAAAAGAAUAUCUACUUAAAAAGGCGGAGGAAGCUAUAAACUGCUUGAACCAAGAUGGGAGUAAUAGAAACGCGUACAUUAUUUUACUGGAAACUGUUUUUUGUCGAACAAUACUUCUUAACAGAAGGCGACCUGGCGAAUUACAGCGAUUUUUAUUACAUACCUACCAAUGUUCUCUAGUAAAUGAUGAUCCAACAACAUACGAGGAAUUUUCAGAAGCUGUUUCUGACGUUGAGAAAUUUCUAAUGAAUCAUUUUAAGCGUAUUGUUAUUCGCGGCAAAAGAGGAAGAGGGGUCCCAGUAUUAUUUUCCAAAGACGUUCAAAAUCAUAUAAAAAUUUUGAUGUCUCUUAGGGCAGACAUCACUCAAAAGCCAAACUUAUACCUAUUUGGAAAUCCAAGCACCAAGAACCCUAUUUAUGGAUACAAAAUUUUAAGAAAAUAUGCAGUAGCUUGUGGAGCUAAAAAUCCAGAUGCUUUAACAUGUACUAGAUUAAGAAAGCAUUUGGCUACUCUUACGCAACUUUUUCAUUUAACAGAAAAUGAUAUGGAACAGCUAUCGUCGUUUAUGGGUCACACACUUGGAGUACACAGGUCAUCAUAUAGAUUGCCCGAUGAUGUAUAUCAGACGGCGAAAAUAUCUAAAUUAUUGCUCUUAAUGGAAAAAGGAGAGGCAGGUCAGUUUAAAGGAAAAACUCUUGAUGAUAUCAAUAUAAAUAUAGACGAAGAUCUCUUAGAUAUGGAACAUAAUAAUAAUGAUACAGAAUUGUUAGAAGCAAAAGAUAAUAAUGAAGAUUUAGAUGAUCUUUUAGCUGAAACAAUUCAGGCCGCAAAAAACUCAAAUUUACCUGACUUGAAUAAAGAAUCAACUAUUGAAAAGAAAACAAAAUUUAAAAAAAGAAUUUUGAUCCCAUGGACGGAAGCCCAGAAAAAAAUUGUACUCCAUUACUUUAAAGAGAAUAUUAAAGCCCAUAAACCGCCUAAGAGAUCAGAGUGUGAAGACCUGAAGAAGAAACAUCAAGACUUAUUAAAAAAUAAAGAUUGGCAAAAAAUAAAAGUAUUCAUCCAAAAUCAGUACACUAAAAAAUGA